AUUUUGUGGUUUAUUUCAAGACAUCCAAUAAAUGUAAAGAUGAGUGAAUCAAACGGCAAACGCAAGAAAAACUAUUAUAAAUCAAAUAAGAAAUCGAAGUAUUCUUCUGGUUCUUCGGGACACCUUUGCGAUGGUGUCAAUGGAUUUAUGGUUACCUGUAAUUUCAAAGAAUACGGCUGUCUUCACGAGUCUUACAAUCUGUUCAAUGAGUUUGCAGAUAAAGUCUACGGAAACUAUAGUCCCGAUAAUACCACCGAUGACUUAAAUAAUGAUAACAAACAAGACGUUAAUGACAUCGAGAAAGCCAUUAAAAAUGAGGUCAAUUUGAUGACAACACAGAAGAAACGUUUCCAACAAAUGAUAACUAAAUGUAAUAAUGUUUUGUUUAUUAAAUCAAAUGACAAAUCUGUGGAUCCUUUAGUGAUAACAUCGGAAAUAUUAAAAGAAAUCGAAACAAAUGGCAAACAAUUAACUAAACAAUUGCUUAGAUUAAUACCAAUUGUGAUUACAUUUAAGACAAUUUGUAGUAAUUUUGAUGAAAUUGUUGAAAAUUAUUUAGAAAAAGAACCGAAAGAGUUGUUGACUUUUAUGGUUCAGUGCAAAGUCAGAAACAAUAGUGAUGUUAAAAGACAACAAAUGAUCGACAAAGUGGUAGCUGUUGUCAAACGGGUCAGACCGGAGUGGAAGACGGACUUUACAGACCCCAAGUUGACCAUCAAUUUGGAGAUUUUAAACAAAAUAUGUUGUCUUUCAUUAUUAAAGGAUUACAAUAAAUAUUGUAAAUAUAAUUUGAUUGAAUUCUCUAAGAAAUGUCUAAAACAGUUGACAACCGAUAAUAAACAAUUGGAUGAAAAAUAA
Molecule: messenger RNA, 858 nt
Organism: Oppia nitens
Lineage: Eukaryota; Metazoa; Arthropoda; Arachnida; Sarcoptiformes; Oppiidae
Product: THUMP domain-containing protein 1-like
Exons: 1
Coding region: 40-858 (272 amino acids)
Biological process (GO): tRNA modification
Molecular function (GO): RNA binding
Source: RefSeq, a predicted model, not a curated record